GUAGUCAACGUCCCGACGUCCAUCCAUCCGUCCAUAGGUCCGUCCGCAUGCAGCGGACCCUCCGUCGCCUCGUACAUCAAACUCGCUCGUCUGUCGGUGAGCGGUGUUAAAUGUGCGCACCCGUAAGCGUACCUGCCACCUGGAUAGGUAAACUCGUGUGUCUCUCUAAUUAUUUCAUCGUACUCGUAUAGUCCGCAAAGGAACCUUGCGAAUUAACUCGCCGAGUACGUUAACCUUUCCUUUCCACGUUUACUCGUACAUUGUAACGCGGAAAAAGCUUUUGAACAACGCGACGCUCUUCGCGCACGCUUUUCCACCAAUUAUCAAAAGCUCGAGCUUUUCUACGUUUCGUAAUUCGCGCGUUUUAGUUUCGUUUAGCCGAGUUUUUCUCGGAUUUUUUUCUUCCGCCGUUGUUUUAUAAUUUAUUCUAGUCGCGUGUACUUGGUGUUUUUGUAAAAUAGGAAAAAAAAAACGUGGUUCUUAUUUUAUAAUUAUUAUUUGUUCGUGUUUGAUCUCAUUUCGUUAUUACGGAGUUUUUUAAACCCAGUUUCGUCUAGACGUGAAGUUGAACGAGAUAUUCGGCUUCGAAAAGGAAUUAUUGGAGAAAAAUUGCUUUUAAACACAGAAUGCGUCAUUCAGAAUGUUUUUCUUGGAAGGCACUUUGCACACUGUUUUGUACAAUCGUUUACGUACAAAGUUCACCUUCGAGCACACUGUACGAAGUAGCUUCAAGUACAGAAGACGAUUUUCCUAUACUGGUUCGAGAAAAACGUCAAGCUACAGAACUCUGCGAUUUCGGUAUCGAGCCGAGCUUGAUAACUUGCGAUUGGGCGAAUCGUAACGGUUCCAUAUUACGUUGGGAAUUAGGAGCAGGGGUACUCUCAAAUUGGUUGGGAGGUCCUCCGAAGGAUGCAGGAGCAGGGGAGGAUUCCGAACGAGGGGGAUACAUAUUUUUCGAAACAUCGCUACUGGCAGCUCCAGUCCUGAGAGUGGACGAUAUUACCAUUCGAGAGGGCCAAAAUGCGUACAUCGAAAGUCCACUACUGAAGACCACUGGAGCGGAGGGAAAAUGCGUCUCUUUCGGUUUCUCCAUCGAUGGUUUGAGUGCUGCUGGGCUCAGAGUAAUGCUACAACCUAUUGGUAAAGAUGGCCGACCAGAGGGUUUCUACAGAAUACUUUGGGGUACCAAAGAUCCUACCAAUAAAGCUUGGAUGGAAGCCCAAGCACUAUACACGUAUAACAGAGAUCACCAAAUCGUUUUCGAAGGUAUCGCCAAAGACCUGCCAGAUCCCUUUCGAAAGUUUCGAGGGUACGUUGCUGUAGAUAACGUGGCUUUAAAAAGUGGUCUCGAGUGUAAAGGCCACUGCACCUUCGAAGGAGGAUUCUGCGGAUGGACCAAUGAUGAAGAUGAUGAUUUUGAUUGGUCUUUGGGACGAGGUAGUCGAAAUCCUUCCACGGGUCCGGCUACAGACAGAUCUAGCUUCAUAUACGGUGGCAUGGAAGGAGGUUACGGAUACAUAGACUCUUCAUAUCCAAGACGACCAGGCGAUAUAGCAAAGUUAUCCAGCAUGGAAUUCGAACCAACAGGUCCAGAUACUCCACUCUGCAUGAGAUUUUGGACACACAUGUUCGGUAAUGGAAUAGGCACGUUGACGGUGAGCAUCAGUGAUACCAGAGAAGCUCACGUUAGAGAUAUUUGGAGUCUGACUGGCGAAGCUGGCAACGCUUGGUAUCAAGCUGAAGUACCAGUAUCUUCUUCUAAUCCUUUCAAAAUCGUUAUCACAGGAAAAAUUGGUAAAAAUAAUCUAGGAGAUAUUGCAGUCGAUGACAUAUCACUAACUCCAGGAAGUUGUCCGACUGCUCCUCAAAUUGCUGCUCCUACAUCUGGAGAUUGUACCUUUGAGGUCGAUGAAUGCGGCUGGAGCAAUGUGGGAUCUCGUGAACGACUGGAUGACAUUGACUGGGAGCGUACAUCUGGAGCUGCUCUUCGAAAUACCGCUUAUGACCAUACUUUAGGAACUGAAAAAGGAUACCUCAUGACUUUGGCCAGAAGCACAAUUCAAAGACCUGGUAGCAGAGCUUGGUUCACUUCCAGAGAUUUCAGAAUCAUUACACCGACUCAAAGUCAACCAACCAACUCCCCCAGAUGUCUUUCAUUUUGGUUUGUUAUGAAUGAACCUUUCAUCGAUGCUACCGGACCAAGUCUAGGGGCAUUGAGUGUAUACGCCAAGUCAGCCGAGAAGGACAGCACCGGAGGAUUGAUUAUGAAACCAGUCUGGCGUCUGUAUAAUCAUCAAGGACCGAACUGGCAAUAUGGUCAGGCUUUGAUAAACGAGCCCAAUGAUUCUAUCGUUAUCGAGGGAAUUUGGGGCUCCAGUCGAGCCAGUGGAUUCAUCGCCUUCGACGAUAUUACCUUCUUUGGUGGAUCUUGUACAACUUUACCAAAGGGAGCCAAAGUCAGACCAGGAGAAUGUAGAUUCGAACGAGAUAUGUGCGAAUGGACCAAUGUAACUGAUAAAUCAAUGGCAUCCUGGAGGCUGGCAACAGUCACUAGAAGACCUGCCAAUCUACCAGACAAGACCUUCGGAGCACCAGAUGGUUACAUUUAUUACGAUCUCUUCAACCAAAUCUUGGGUGCGAAUAUGGUAAAGUUGAUUUCACCGUUGAUUCCUGGUGGCGAAGAUCCUCAGCUAUGUUUCUCAUUCUGGUACGCUGCGUUCGGAGCAGGAGAGUCAGCAUUGAUGCAGAUCAGUAAACAAGACAAUUCCAGCGACGGUGCUGGAGAAAAGAAAAUCUGGUCCCUCGAGGCGAAAAACAUGGACACAACCAGACCAACUUGGAUGCCAGCUCAAGUAACAGUUGAAGCAACCAGAGAUUUUCAUAUAGUCUUAGAAGGUCAAGCAACCAAUGGUGGAUUUGCCGUAGAUGAUAUUACUUUUACCCCAGGCAACUGUCCAACUCGGCCAGAGAAAGCUGCCGUAACCGAAGCUCGUCAAAAAUAAGAAUCUGCUGGUCUCCGGUAAUAUCUUCUAAAACUCUUGCCACAUCUCGAAUUGCGAUGUUUGUGUCUCCUUUCAACACCACUCAGUCUGUGAAUCUCUAUAUUUCUUCCGGUAUAAAAAUCUGUAUCAGGGAACAUUUUCGGCCUAAUUUGCCAACCUACAUAGAUACCUAUCUACGAUCUAAUGUCUUACCAUUUUCCAAUCAUUACUUCUCAAGCUUUUCUUUUACCGUAAAAUUUCCUCUUUCAAAGCACAAUCUGUUGGAGAUCCGGGCACGAUUAGUGCGACUCGAAAAAUCUUGCAUUUUCAUACUUUUUUACGGGUAGAUACCUACUUACUAGUUUCAAGCUCAGCGGGAAAGGAGAGAAGACUGCCUUCUAUUAUGUGAUUAUGUAGCCUAUAGAGAAACGUACGUACAAUAGCAUCGAAAAAUUAAGCUAAAUCUUAGGGUAUUUUUUUCUAAUUCACAAGCUAACCGCUUGUUAAAAAAGAUUUUAUUAUUUUUAUACGUUUUUUUCUUCAAUUUUAUAUCACUUUUUCAUUUUAUUAAAUAAAUUAAUAUUAUUUUUACACGUAAUACGUAAAUAUAGAAUUAUUUUGCCAAUUUAAGGCAGCAGCGUAAUAAAAGACCAAAGUAUAAUUGCCCAUCAUAGAUAUUCUUCACAUUAAGAGAAGAUUUUUUUUUAUUUGAAAAAUUAAGUUAAUAAGUUCCUGAAUUUAAAAUGUACAUAAAUGUAGGUAUUAUUAUACAAAUUUAAAUCAUGUAUAUAUCUAUUCUGUAUUUUAAAAUAACAAUUUGUAUUUAUGUAAGCGUUAAUUCCACGUACAAGGUACGUGAAUCAUGAAAAUGAGUGUUUUUUAUGUAUUUAUUAUAAAUAAAUUAUCAUUUAAAAAUUCUAUUCAACAUGUUUUCAUCUUUUUUUUUUUUUUUCGAAAUUACCGCUUUCUACAGAAACCUAUCUAUCAUCAGCUUAUAAAAAAGACUCGAAUUCGAUUCUGAAAACUUUUAGACCCUCCUACAUUCACAAAUUGUUACCUACCUUAUUCAUUUUUUUAAAAGUUGCAAUUUUAUCGCAAAUAAAUACUCAAUUUUGUAUUUUUUUUUCUAUAAUAAAACAUGACUUCGAACUUUU
Messenger RNA from Planococcus citri (citrus mealybug), 4135 nucleotides. RefSeq names its product MAM and LDL-receptor class A domain-containing protein 1-like. The coding region runs from base 627 to 3002 and encodes 791 amino acids. Gene Ontology annotation, cellular component: membrane. The record is from RefSeq and is a predicted model, not a curated record. The transcript is spliced from 18 exons. Lineage: Eukaryota; Metazoa; Arthropoda; Insecta; Hemiptera; Pseudococcidae.